Arachis stenosperma is the source of this 1884-nucleotide messenger RNA. RefSeq lists its product as uncharacterized. Gene Ontology annotation, molecular function: DNA binding. Bases 1 to 1884 code for a protein of 627 amino acids. Gene Ontology annotation, biological process: DNA repair; DNA replication; DNA recombination. Lineage: Eukaryota; Viridiplantae; Streptophyta; Magnoliopsida; Fabales; Fabaceae. Gene Ontology annotation, cellular component: nucleus. The transcript has 13 exons. The record is from RefSeq and is a predicted model, not a curated record.
AUGGCGAUCGACGGCGGCUCCCUGUCCUCCUGCAACGACGGCGAGUGGCGGCGGCCAACCAGCGCCUCCUUCCUCUCCCCUGCGCACUCCCUUCGCACACGAUCUCUCUUUCGCCUUCGUGAUACUCCUCAGGCGACGGAACGGGGAGAUGGGUGCAAGAGGGGAGUAACGGCGCUGCUAUGGGUUUCAAGUUUGGUGAACUUGCUGAAGGUGAAAGGGAAGGCAUGGUGCCAUAGUCAGUACAUGAUAAACUGCUUGAACAAACAAUUUUACACAGCAUAUACAAAAAAACUGCUUGAACAAAUAUUUCGUAUAAGAAUGGCAGAAGUAUUUGAUAUGUUAAUGGAUGUGAAUGCAAGAAAAUUUGAAUGGAACUUUCAGGUUUAUGUUGUUCAUCUUUGGGAAGUUCCAAAUAGAUUCAAUGAAAAAGAGAUCAAUGGCAUAGAGAUAGUUCUUCAAGAUGUUCAGGGUGGAAGGAUCCAAGCCUCAAUCCCUAAACCUCUACUCAAAAAAUGGAGAGGUAAGAUUGUUGAGUUCAAGAUGUAUAUCAUGACCCAUUUCAUUGUGGUCGACAAGAAGGGAAAAACCAAGACAACCAACAAUAGAUGGUCCUUAAGUUUUUCACAUAGGACCACGGUUCAGCCAGUUUCUAAACCAAGCUAUCCUCUUGAAGCAUUUAGCUUUAAGCCCAUUCCGGAGUUGCUUGCUGCUGACAAGCUGGAAGAUUCAGUUCUAAUCGAUGUCAUAGGGGAAGUGGUUGGCAAAGAGGAUCCAAGAGAACUCAUAACUAGCAAAGGAAGAGAGACUAAAAGAUUGGCUGUCAUUCUUGAGGACCUUGAAAACAAUAGUAUUGGUUGUGUGUUGUUUGGAGACAUGGUUGAUCAGAUACUUCCAUAUCUUGAAGAAGGGAGGGUUGAGCCAUUGAUAGUUAUAGCACAGUUUUUUAAACCCAGCAGGUGGAACGUGCAGAGUCAUUUUGAUGUCUCAAAGUUACGUAUUAACCCUGAUUUGGAUGAGGUCAAAGAUUUUCGUAAUAGGAGGCUUUCUGAAAAGCCGUCUAACUCGACCAGGAUAAGUCAAGUUACAUCGCAUGGUCCACGAUCUGGUGCAGACGAAAUAAAAAAUGGAGACGUCGUGGUCAAGACAAUAGAAGAAGCCCUGAGCUCUUCACAGGAAGGACCUAUAUGGAUUGCUGGUACUAUUGUUUCAAUUAAUGCGGGAAAGGAUGAUUGGUUCUAUAAAUCGUGUCGAAAGUGUCCGAAGAAAGUAGAAACUCCAAUUGGCAACAGAUAUGAGUGUGGCAAGUUUAAGGUUGAGGUAUUAGUAUAUGAUGGAACUGGGAGCAUCAUGUUGCUGAUGUGGGAUAGGGAGACGGCGCAGCUGUGUGGGAGGCAAGCUGAGCAGAUCAAGGAUGAGGAAAGUAGUGAUGGAGAAGGUUAUCCUCCUACAUUGGAUAGCAUAAUGGAUAGGCGGUUACUCUUCAAAAUAAAUGUCAAAGCAUCGAACAUGAAGCAAUAUGACCAUGUUUACACGGUGAUGAAAAUAUGUGAUGAUGAAGAUAUUGUGGAGAUGAAUCACCCCAAACCAGUACAAAACAAUGCUUCUGCUAAUCUAAUUGAGACCGGGUGCAGUGACUCGAUUGGUAUAUCAGCAGUGGUGGUUAAUAUGCAUAAUGAUACUGAAUCUAUGGUUUCUUUGGAUGGUGUCGAAGACAGUGUCACAAGCCUGAAGUCCAAAACACCUGCAAAAAGAGUUCCCAUGGGGCUAAAGCAGUCCGUGCAUGUUAAUAUUGACACUGAAGAUGAGUUUGGUUUUUCAACAAACAAAUUUAGCCGAAAAACGGGAAAGAGGCAGAGGAUUCAAAUAAAUGAGAGUGAUAACUGA